AUGAUAUCCAGGUUUACUCGCUCCUUUAUAGUCUCGUGCUUUGCUCUACUCCUCAUCGGCUCGCUAUUCUUCCUGAAUCCUCCUAUCCGUGUGUACAAGGAUGCCAUCACGAAUGAAUGGUUCUCCAACGACGGGGUCGAGCCGUAUCAUCCACCCAAAGACUCUAAAGAGCAGAACUCGCAUAUUGGAAGCGUGAUUAUGGGGAAGCUGGGGAACGAAACCGCAAAGGCACAAUUGGGACGAGCGACAUGGAAACUCUUGCACACUAUGACCCUGCGAUAUCCAGAGAAACCAACGGAGGAUGAAAGAGAGGCACUAAAGUCCUACUUUUAUCUCAGUUCGCGAUUAUACCCCUGUGGAGAGUGUGCGGCCGAAUUCCAGCUUCUCUUAAAGGAGAAUCCACCACAGACGUCUUCACGCAAAGCAGCGUCCCUCUGGCUCUGCCAUGUGCACAAUCUCGUGAACAAGCGGUUGGGUAAGGACAUAUUUGAUUGCAACACCUUGGGGGAUACAUAUGACUGUGGGUGUGGUGAUGAUCCGGUAGAAGAGAAGAAAAAAGUCCCACCGGUCGACUUGGACGGGAAGCCAUUGAUCAAAGGGGGAUGA
This is a messenger RNA of Serendipita indica DSM 11827, 606 nucleotides long. The record is from the annotation of a GenBank genome assembly. NCBI's taxonomy places the organism in Eukaryota, Fungi, Basidiomycota, Agaricomycetes, Sebacinales, Serendipitaceae.